Molecule: messenger RNA, 2661 nt
Organism: Penicillium vulpinum
Lineage: Eukaryota; Fungi; Ascomycota; Eurotiomycetes; Eurotiales; Aspergillaceae
Product: putative transcription factor (Snd1/p100)
Exons: 2
Coding region: 1-2661 (886 amino acids)
Biological process (GO): mRNA catabolic process; regulatory ncRNA-mediated gene silencing
Cellular component (GO): nucleus; cytosol; RISC complex
Molecular function (GO): nuclease activity; RNA binding
Source: RefSeq, a predicted model, not a curated record
AUGCCUUUUGAAGCCCGGGUUAAGGCCGUCCUGUCUGGUGACACGGUCGUGCUGUCGCAUGUCACCAACCCUUCACAAGAACGUAUCCUGAGCUUGGCUUAUGUCUCUGCUCCGAGAUUAAGGAGAGAGGGUGAUGAGCCAUACGCCUUCCAAUCCCGUGAAUUCCUCCGUGAGCUCCUUGUCGGCAAAGUCGUCCAGUUCCACGUUGUCUACACAAUUCCCACCGGUGCCAAGCGCGACUACGGUACCAUCAAGCUGCCCGGCUUCGAUGCCUCAUUGCCCGAUAUCAGUGUGCAGGAGGGCUGGACAAGGGUUCGCGAAGAAGCAGGCAAACGCUCAGAUGAAUCUGAGGAGACCAUUGCACUCCUAGAACGCCUACGGGCAUUGGAAUCCCUCGCCCAGGAAGAAGGAAAGGGAACUUGGGCUGGUGGCGACGAUGCCCAUAUCGAUACUACCUACGAGUUGACUGGCGCUCGGGAUUUGGUUAAGCGUAACUUGGGACAACAGUUGGAGGGUAUUAUCGAGAAGGUCCUGAACGGUGACCGUGUUGUGCUGCGUUUGCUGCUCAAGCCCCAGGAACACAUUCAGACUGUCAUUGCUAUUGCUGGUAUUCGGGCACCAUCUGCUAAGCGCACAACCGCUGAUGGCAAAGAGACCGCGGCUGAGCCGUUCGGCGAUGAGGCACACCAGUUUGUUGAGGAACGAUUGUUGCAGCGCAAGGUCAAGGUUUCUCUGCUUGGUGUUACGCCGCAGGGACAGAUUGUUGCCACCCUCCUCCACCCCAAUGGAAACAUCUCUCGCUUCCUUCUUGAGGCUGGUCUGGCCCGCUGCCAGGAUCACCACUCUACACUUUUGGGUCCGGACAUGGCUCUUCUCCGCCAAGCGGAACUCACAGCGAAGGCUGACCGCAAGGGAUUGUGGGUUAGCCACACAGGAUCCACGGCUGCUGGUGCCGCGGCUGUGGACUAUGUUGUCACUCGUGUUUUGAAUGCAGAUACCCUCUUCAUCCGCAAUAAGGCUGGCCAGGAGAAGAAGAUCAGUCUCGCCAGUAUUCGUCAGCCGAAGCCCUCCGAUCCCAGCCAGGCUCCCUUUGGUGCUGAGGCGAAGGAGUUCCUGCGCAAGCGGGUGAUCGCCAAGCAUGUCAUGGUCACUGUGAACGGCAAGAAGCCCGCAAACGAAGGCUACGAGGAGCGCGAGGUCGCUACUGUUGUGCAGGGCAACACCAAUAUUGGUCUGGCCCUUGUGGAGGCUGGUUACUCCUCUGUGAUUCGCCACCGUAUGGAUGACACUGACCGGUCUCCCGACUACGAUGCGCUGCUCGUUGCUGAGGCUGAUGCCCAGAAGGAAGGCCGUGGAAUGUGGUCUUCCAAGCCUCCCAAGACGAAGCAGGUGGUGGACUACUCAGAGAGCGUGCAAAAGGCCAAGCUCGAGCUUGGUAUCUUGCAGCGUCAAAAGCGUGUUCCCGCUGUUGUCGACUUUGUCAAGUCUGGUUCUCGUUUCACUGUUCUCGUUCCUCGUGACAAUGCUAAAUUGACUCUCGUCCUUUCUGGCAUCCGUGCUCCUCGCUCUUCCCGCGGACCCGGCGACGCCGGCGAGCCUUUCGGCCAGGAGGCCCACGACCUUGCCAACCGCCGCUGCAUGCAGCGCGACGUUGAGAUUGAUGUUGAGACCAUUGAUAAGGUUGGUGGAUUCAUCGGUAGCUUGUACAUCAACAAGGAGAACUUCACAACCGUUCUGCUGGAGGAGGGUUUCGCCACCGUCCACGCAUACUCGGCUGAGCAGUCUGGUCACGCCGCCGAGUAUUUCGCUGCUGAACAGCGGGCUAAGGAUGCCCGUAAGGGUAUGUGGCAUGACUGGGACCCCGUCAAGGCGGCAGCUGAGGCCGAGGAAGCCGAGGCCGCUACCAACGGCACUGGGACCGAGAGCGAUGCCGCCCCCGCACAGCGUCGCAAAGACUACCGCGACGUUAUGGUUACAUACAUCGACCCUACCUCCGCCAAGCUUAAGCUGCAACAGAUCGGCACCGGCACCAACGCACUCACCGAGCUGAUGCGCGCUUUCCGCACAUUCCACCUUAACAAGGCCAACGACACCCCGCUGCCAGGCCCUCCCAAAGCUGGUGAAUGGGUUGCUGCCCAGUUCACCGAAGACGGCGACUGGUACCGCGCCAAGGUGCGCCGCAACGACCGCGAGAAGGAGCAGGCUGAGGUGGUCUACCUCGACUUCGGUAACUCCGAGAUUUUGCCAUGGGCAUCACUCCGCCCUCUCACCCAACCCCAGUUCUCCAGCCAGACCCUUCGCCCCCAAGCCGUCGAUGCAGUCCUCUCCCUCCUGCAGUUCCCCACCUCCGAGGAUUACCUUGAGGACGCCGUCGGCUUCGUCGGCGACCAGACCUUCGACCGCCAGCUUGUCGCAAACGUUGACCACGUUGACCAGGAUGGUACCCUGUACGUCACCCUCCUCGACCCUACUGCUUCCAAGAACCUGGACAACAGUAUCAACGCCGAUAUCAUUCACGAGGGUUUGGCCAUGGUGCCCCGCAAGUUGAAGGCAUGGGAGCGCGCCUCCGUUGAGACCCUCGCCAACUUACGCACCCUCGAGGAGGAGGCCAAGGCUGAGCGCCGUGGUAUGUGGGAGUAUGGUGAUUUGACCGAGGACUAA